This is a messenger RNA of Naegleria gruberi, 1056 nucleotides long. RefSeq lists its product as uncharacterized. The transcript is spliced from 3 exons. NCBI's taxonomy places the organism in Eukaryota, Heterolobosea, Eutetramitea, Acrasida, Naegleriidae. Bases 1 to 1056 code for a protein of 351 amino acids. The record is from RefSeq and is a predicted model, not a curated record.
AUGCUCAGACUAAAAGCAAAAUCUGACGGUCAUUGUGUAGCUCGUGUACCUUUGAUUGAAGGCUUUAAAUUUCCAAAUGAAAGAAUUGUGAAUAUUAGUGUCAGUUAUCAUGCUUGUGUUUUGGUGCUUCAAUCUGUUAGUGGUGGUGGUGCUGGAAGUACUGGUGGGAUGAAUUUAAUUAGAACGAGAGUGUUUGUUUGUUAUUCAGCGAAUAGGAAUGAGUUUGGAGUGAGGAAAACAAAAUUUACAGAAAGAGUUGAGACUUUUUCACAGAGUGGAAUUGAGAAUUCAGAAAUUGAAUGGACUUGCUUGGAGGAUUUUCAAUUACAAGAUGGGGAAUUUAUUACAAAGACUUCAUGUGCUGCAUUUACUUGUUGUUUUCUGACAUCACAUGGAAGGCUUUUGGCAUGUGGAAGUAAUCAAUUUUUUGAGAUAGCUCAACCAUCUAGUGAUAAUAAUAUUCCAGCUAUCCAAUGUUGUUGUCUUGACCCUUCCAAUGAGUGCAAAGAACCUUUCUUUACCAAGACAGUGAAUGGAGAUCACAAUAUUAUUGCCUUAACAAGGGAUCACAAUAUUUUCUAUUGUGGAUAUUCUAUGGGAAAUAAUGGUAAUAAUUUGCCAAUGAUGAAACAAUUGGCACCAAUAAGUUUAAUGGGAGAAGAUGAAUACUUUAUAGACAUUUGUGCAUCCUAUUACAGUUGGAUUUAUCUCACAAACAAAUUCAAUUUAUAUUUGGUUGAUAAGUUUCAUAGCAACCUUGCUAAAAUAUGUGGUGAACCUGUUAUUUCCUGUAGAAUGUGUAGCUCAAACAAAACCUUUUUCCUAGUGAUCAAUAAUUCACAAAUUUACUCCUUAGAUUCUCAAUCAAAAUUCAAACUCAUUCACAAAGUUACCAAUCCAAAACCAAAUCAACAUCUUCAAAUAACUUCAGCAAGAGACAAUUUAAUUGCUUAUUGGGAAACAAAUUCAGAAUCAAAGAAUCUGAAGGAACAAGGAGAAAAUCUUAAGAAUAGAGUAAUUGAUGGCAAUCUUUCGGAUAUUAUAAUUUUUCAAUGA